GAAGAAGAACAAUGAGUAGUAAACCAUGUGAAGAAUGCAAUCAGAAAUGUAAACUACAUCAAGGAAACUCCCCAAAUGUACCUGAUAUUAUCUCCUUUUUCAAAGUGAUGUUCGAUACUGAUUCCUCAAAAAUUCUGUUCCUGCCCCCUAAAGUUGCUAGAAAAGUCACGAACUUGGUUGAUAAGGAAAUUCAGCUUGAAGACGUCAACAAACAAAUCUGUAAGGUGGUAUUAUCCAUUGUUGAUGGAAAAUUGGCAUUUCAAGAGGGAUGGAAUGAUUUUUGGAAAAAACAUAACCUGAAAAUUGGCGAUUUACUAGUUUUCAAGUUGAAACAGCCUUGUCGUUUCUUAAUCAAAGUUUUCGAUCAAAGUGGUUGUCCUAAACUUAUCUUCUCAAAAAACGACUCUAAUAAAAGGAAAAGACCUAACGAUCCUCAAGCCCAUACAAGUAGUGCUCCCUCGAAAAAGCGUAAUUCAGCAAUGGACGAAACCAAUGUGAGUAUCCCGGUUGAUAAAAACACUGUUGCUGCUUCUGGAACUAAGUUAUCAGAUGACGUGAUUUUUAUGCUAUAUCGAGAUGCUGCUGGACACAAUGAAGAUGUUGAUCAAAGAAUCUCCUUAUUUGACUUAUCGAGUUUCGAGCAACAGAAAAGUUCUACUGCAAUUGAACAACAAGCUAAAAAAGAUGCCACCACAGUUGUUGGGCCAUGUAGUAAGCUAUCUGUUGCUGUAAAGACUUCGAGACUUAUUGACAAUAAUACUGAUAAGGCAGCAAUUCCCGCAAAUGCGAAUUAUUCGAAAAAACUAGAGGAAUGCAAAAAGACUCCUUCGAUUGACACUUUACGAGGCAAUGCUUUGACUUCGAGACUUAUUGGCGAUAAUACUAAUAAUGCAGCAAUUCCCGCAAAGGCGAAUUAUUCAAAGAAGCUAGAGGAAUCCAACAAGAAGCCUUCAAGUUCGACAUUUCCCGCAACUGCGAAUAAUUCAAUAAAGCUAGAGGUAUGCAACAAGACACCUUCGAGAUCGAUUGACACUUUACGAGGCAAUGCUCUGACUUCGAGACUUAUUGGCAAUAAUAAUGAUAAUGCAGCAAUUCCCUCAAAUAAUUCGAAGAAGCUAGAGGAAUGCAACAAGACGCCUUCAAGAUCGACAAUUCCGAAUAAUUCAAAGAAGCUAGAGGAAUGCAACAAGACGCCUUUGAAAUCGACUGACACUUUACGAGGCAAUGCUCAGACCCGCAAAGAAGAUCCUGUUCAGGCAAUUGACAAUAAUAUUGUAACAGGGGAGGAUAAAAAUGAAGUUUUUAGGGUGCCAGUGAAAAGAGAACCCGAGAGUUCAUCGAGGAGGCUGGAAGAACUUCCGAUUCCUACCAAGGAGGAAGGGAAGCAGAUUAAGCUGAGAGGAUUCGAUGGUAAACUAUGGCCUGUGUUUUAUACAAAUACCAAUACUAUGGGAAAUGGAUGGAAUGAAUUUACGGAGGCAAAUAACAUCGGACCUAAUGAAUUUUGUGUUUUCAAAUCCGAUAGUAAUCCCGAUAUCUAUAGUUUGUGGCGCGGCGGUUUUACCAUGUCGAAAUGAAUUAUUAACUAUUUUAACUGCAUGGGAUUUCUUUGGAUUGUUUAAACUUUGUAAUUUGUAAACUUAUUUGCCUAAGACUAUUUGGAGGUCACACUGUUUUUUGUUU
This is a messenger RNA of Impatiens glandulifera, 1683 nucleotides long. RefSeq names its product B3 domain-containing protein Os02g0598200-like. The transcript is spliced from 9 exons. Bases 12 to 1577 code for a protein of 521 amino acids. The record is from RefSeq and is a predicted model, not a curated record. Gene Ontology annotation, molecular function: DNA binding. Lineage: Eukaryota; Viridiplantae; Streptophyta; Magnoliopsida; Ericales; Balsaminaceae.